This is a messenger RNA of Impatiens glandulifera, 2091 nucleotides long. RefSeq names its product increased DNA methylation 1-like. The record is from RefSeq and is a predicted model, not a curated record. Bases 157 to 1848 code for a protein of 563 amino acids. NCBI's taxonomy places the organism in Eukaryota, Viridiplantae, Streptophyta, Magnoliopsida, Ericales, Balsaminaceae. The transcript is spliced from 16 exons.
ACGAGAACCCAUUUGGAUGCUGCUCUUCAGGGAAUAAUAUCCGGCAAUGGGAUAUUGUGUUCUUGCCAAUCAUGUGAAGGAAAAGAGGUUGUCAGCCCCAAUAAAUUUGAAGUCCACGCGGGGAGUGGAAACAAGCGACCCGCGGAGUAUAUCUACAUGCCCAACGGAAGAAAUCUUAGGGAUGUACUGAACUUAUGCAGAGACGUACCUUUGCAAAACAUAAAAUCAGCCGUUCUAACCUUCAUCGGGUGCAUUUCAAAGGAUCCCCUUCCACCCAAGGGAAUCUUGAACGAAUCUGAAGAUGAUUGUUCAUCUUCUGUCAUGGGGGAGUGUAACCCACCUCAAAUCUUGGAGAAUUCUGAACCCUCUGAAGGAGUUGUUAUUGGGUCGGAGAAUGAAGCUUCCUUGCUGGUAGCCUCUCCUCUUCCUCUUCCCACUCUUCCUCCAAGCUUGCCUGUCAAGAAACCGCCCACCGGAAAACUGACAAAAAAGGAUCUCCGGAUGCAUAAGUUGGUGUUUUCAGAGCAUGUGAUAUCAGAUGGCACUGAUGUUACUUAUAGGGUUGGGAAAGAGGAUGUCCUAUUUGGCAAAAAGAAGGGUUCUGCAAUUGUUUGUUCCUGCUGCAAUAAAGAGUAUAGCCCUUCUAUGUUUGAAAAUCAUGCCGGAAGGGGUACACGUCGUAAACCGUACUUGCAUAUUUUUGCUUUGGGGCGUUCACUCCAUGAGCUGGCAGUUAGAGCAUUGAAGACGCGCAUAAUCUCCGAUGAGGAUAAGGAUGAUAUAUGCUCAAUCUGUAGAGGUGGAGAUGAAGUUGGAGGGGGCCUUAUCAGCUGUAGUUCUUGCCCUAGGGUUUUCCACACAGUGUGCCAGGUUUUACCCGCCAACCUGAAUGAUGGUUGGCAUUGCAGAUACUGUCUGAAUAGUUUCCAGACUGAGAGGUGUAAAAGGGUUGUUGGUAAAAGGGAUGAUGGUAAAAGGAUUGUUGGUAAAAGGGUUCGUGGUACUAGUGCUCCAGAGGCUGAUGAUGGUCGUCCUGGCGGAUGCACAUUAUGCCGGAAGCACUAUUACGUAAAAAAAGGAUUUUGCCCAAGCACAGUCAUGAUUUGCGACCAGUGUGAAAUGGAAUAUCAUGUUAGAUGUUUGAAGAACCACAAGAUGUUCGACUUGAAGGAAUUGCCUGCGGGGGUAUGGCUCUGUUGCACAGACUGCAACAUAAUUUAUUAUGCUUUGCAAAAUCUGAUUGCAACUGGAGAGGUGAAUCUGAAGGAAUCAUCUUUGAGCCUCAUAAGGAGAAAGAUUGGUUCUGAAACUGUUGCAAGACUAGAUAUAAAAUGGAGGCUCUUGAGUGGGAAGAUUACUUCAGAUGAAACCAGAUCUCUGCUUUCAAAGUCUGUUUCCAUCUUCCAUGAUCGGUUUGACCCGAUAGAAGAAUUAAGAAAUGGCCGUAAAAUUGAUCUUAUCCCAAACAUGGUGUAUGGAAAUAAAAAGACCGAGGGGAUGUAUUGUGCGGUAUUAACUGUCGAUUCAAUAGUUGUUUGUGCUGGUGUUUUCCGCAUAUUUGGAACUCAUGUGGCGGAACUUCCUCUGGUAGCAACCAGCAAUGCUCACGAAGGACUGGGGUACUUUCAAGCACUACUAUCAUGCAUUGAAGGUCUCCUAGCAUCCUUGAAAGUUAAAAUGAUUGUGCUGCCGGCUGCUGCAGAAGCCAAAUCUAUUUGGACGAACAGAUUUGGUUUCGUUGAGAUGUCCGACAUUGAGGAAGAACAGUACAGGAAACAAUUUCAGCUGUUGUUCUUCCAAGGUACUAGGAUGCUUCACAAGCCCGUUAUGGAGGAGAAUGUAGUAUAGGGGUGCGGUUUUUUAUUUUGUUCAUAAUGUAAGCAAGAAAUAGGUGCUGCUGUCUGACAUUUUUAGUUUUAUUUGGGGGGUGGGGAAAGGGUCAUAUUUUUAUGUAUACAAACAAACAAAGAACAACUGAUUUACCUUUUUUGGGGAUUGAAGGUUUGGAAGGUUUGCUGCCUUCAAAAGUUUAGUUUAUUGAUGAUGAUUCUAGUAGGACUGAUUGUUGAUUCAAUCAAAAUGUUGCUUUGA